UUUAACUGCUGGCAGGAUAGUUGUGGAACAAGGAGAUUUGAAGGUAUUGAAUCGCUACAAAUCUUUCUUUCAAUGCUAAGUAACUCUUUUUCUUGUUUUGGUUGUUUUCAAGCAGGUUGUGUGGCCUCACAGUGGACAUUAUCGACCUACUCCAGAAAACUUUCAAGACUUCAUUUGUUUCUCAGGGAGAACGAUGUGGACCUAAAUCAUGUUCAGUAUAUGGGACUGUGUUGAAUUGGUAUUGAGAAUAGAAAGAGGCAAGGCACUGAUGCUACUGUCUUUAAAUAAGGCCAUUCAUGAUCUACUUAUUGAAUCUUCCUUAGUGGUGGUAUUAGUACCUUAUGGUACUCAUUCCACUAAGGGGGAGACAGUACUUGGAAAAUGUAUUGGUUCUAUGAAAGUUCAAGACCGGGCCAUACAUGCAAGACAAGGAUUCAAAAGAAAACUGCAGCCAGUAGCAGUUCAGCAAAAUUGCUGGUUUUUUGCAUUUUUCAGCAGGUGUAUUUUCUGCAAGGGGCUGUCAAAAAUGCAAGAAGCAGCUGGAUUUUUGUUACAAUGACAUGGGAAAUUCAGUUGCCAAUGAAACUUACAUCAGUUUAGAAUGCAAGUAGAGGUGAUAAAGUUACUGGUUGAUCUUCAGGAAUUUACUACUCUAUUAUUAAUGAUCAUGAUUGCUGGUUAAUUCAUCAAUUUCUACAUGCAGCACCUCUAGUCAAGAUCACAAGACUUCAUCUGCUGCAUCAAGUAGCAGUAUUUUGGUCUUGAUUUGAUCAUCAACUGUUCAAGAUCAAGUUAUUCAUUUCAUUUUACACUUUUAAUUCUACUUCUUUUAAUUAAUUCUUUAGCAAUUUGUAGUAUCAAGUUAAGACAACUAUAAAUCUUAAUUUGGUCAUUAGUUUAAUGUGCUCUUAUUAUUAGCCUUUGGCUACAUUUGUAAAUAACUUUUGGAUUUGCUUUGAGAAAAAUUUAUAAAAUUAUCCCUAGGCACCAAAAUGCCUAGUGGACUUUAAUUUUAAAAAAAAAAAUAGUUGACAUGCAUGAUUCUUUUGGAAACCUUAAUCUCCCCCCUGGUGAAUUAUUUUGCAUUUGCUAUACAAUGGAAAACUACAAAAUGAAGAAAAGAUCAAUCACAGAUCUAACUAAAACACAAAAUUUCAGCAAAACCAAACUAAGAUUCUAGCACCAACGAAGUUCUUUUUCCCCAAUUUUAAUUCUCACAAAAAAAAAAAAAAUCAAUUUACAGCCACACUAGAAUGAACCAAACAUAGUAAAAUUUUAAAAGAGAAUGAAUUCUUACCAGUCAAGAAAAAGGGCUUAGAAAAUAAACAAAGAACAAGAGAAGAAAGUACAGCAAAAUCUUAAAAUAUUCAAUCAAUGCCACUAUCAUAACAAUAUUUAGAUGUGAAUAAGAUGAGUUUUAAGAAUCGAGUAAGAAACCCAGUUCACUAACACUGAUUUCCAAUCACAUAAUAU
Molecule: messenger RNA, 1473 nt
Organism: Lycium barbarum (goji berry)
Lineage: Eukaryota; Viridiplantae; Streptophyta; Magnoliopsida; Solanales; Solanaceae
Exons: 2
Coding region: 209-559 (116 amino acids)
Source: RefSeq, a predicted model, not a curated record